Messenger RNA from Naegleria fowleri, 2352 nucleotides. RefSeq lists its product as uncharacterized. Gene Ontology annotation, cellular component: nucleus. NCBI's taxonomy places the organism in Eukaryota, Heterolobosea, Eutetramitea, Acrasida, Naegleriidae. Gene Ontology annotation, molecular function: ATP binding; protein serine/threonine kinase activity. The coding region runs from base 1 to 2352 and encodes 783 amino acids. The transcript is spliced from 3 exons. The record is from RefSeq and is a predicted model, not a curated record. Gene Ontology annotation, biological process: protein phosphorylation; mitotic DNA damage checkpoint signaling.
AUGAGCAGCCCUCAACCCCAUCAACAACAACAACCUCAUCAUUCCCAGCACAGUCGUGUGGUGUCUCAUCAUCAUCCUCACCACGAUGGAAAGAGCAAUAAUAAUCACCAAACUUCAACAACCAUUCCCAUCUCUGAUGAUUAUUUCCAUCAUCCACCUCACUCACACUCUCAUGUACCAUUGGUUUCCGUUCCGACCUAUUGCUCCCACAGAAGUGAUGCAGAUCCCAGCAGCACGAUUGGCUCACCCUUGCAAGAGCAACAAUUUCUUGUAGCUACAACAUCAUCACCACAGCAGUUGUUAUUCCAUGGAAUGGAAGGCUGCUUCUCAACACCACUACAGCCUUUAUCUAGUACCACCACUACUCCAGUCAUUUCCAACAACAAUAUUCCUUCUUUUAAUUGUCCAUCAUGCCCAACUUCGGGAAUUCCAACAACAACAACAACAACCACUCUGAAUCAUCAUGGAUAUGAAGUUACUCAUCAGCAACAACAUUCUAAAAAACGUAAAUUAAGUACUCAAUACCACCAUCAAAAGGAUCAAUUAAAAUCACUCACUUCAUUAUCGACCUCUCCGGAACCAAAUUGCAACCAUCCAAACACCACCUCAACUCCUUCUCCUCUCCCUAAUUUAUGUGAUCAUCCAAAUAAUAUUAAAUUAUAUGGCCAAAUUCCGACCUCUCUAUCGAAUGGCUCAAUUCAUCAGCAAACUUCAACGUCCAGCAGCAGUCACGCUCACAAUCUUCAAAACCGUUCUUGUGCGAUAGGAGCUCAAAACAAUAUGCGUGCUGGAUGCCCUUCCUAUGAAGUUGAUAGCAUUCCUACGAGACUUUUCAUGGGUGAACAAGUCCGUGUUCGAAUCCAUGAAAUUCCUUCAAUUCUACAACAAUUUCAAAGCAUGUGUCAAAGUAGUGACAUUUAUCAUCAUGUUGCUCCGAGUCUCGAAAACUUGACUAUUUGCUUUCAGAAAGAGGGACUAUUCAAUAUUCAAAUGCCAUGCUAUUUAGAAGGAACGGAUUUUAUUGUUUUCCGAGUGCCAAGCCGUGAGACUUUUCUCCCAUUUAUGCAACAAGAUGGUAAUAUCAUCACCAAUGUUUCACCAACGAGUAAUAUUCCAAUCAAUUCAUCUGCAUUGCAUCACUGUGCAGUGACAAUAUCUGCAAGAAACAACAUUCCGAAUGGAGGAGAUUGUCUCAUGAUUCUCAUGCAUCAAGCAUGUUGUUCUAUAGUAUGCAUGGAAACUUGUGACAUGAUCAACCUCGUAGGAGGCUGUUUUGGUCAAAAUCCAAAACGAUUACGAGACUUGUUGAUACAACUCAAGGAACGAUAUUCAGACGAUUUUGGAGCAAUGCUUCAUGCAGAGGAUGAACAUCCUCUUACUUAUCCCUUUAGGUCAUUACUGAGAAUUGGGAAAGAAAUUGGAAAAGGUUCAAAUGGUUUUGUAUAUGUCGUGGAGCGAAGGAAGGAUCUCAACACGUCACAUUUAGACAUACCACUGUGGAUUUCCAAAAAGUUAGCUCUCAAGCAAUGCUUCUUUACCAACCCUGUAAAAGUGCAAGAAUAUGUGACAAUGCAUCGUGCAAUAAUGGAAAUUUCAAAAAAUCCAGAAUCACACAUUGUGGACAUUUAUGAUAUACAAACAAUUCAAGUCGAGGAAUCAAACACUCAUGUCGUUGAGAUCGUUAUGCAAAAAAUGGGCUUUGACUUGUACAGCUAUACGAGACGUUAUUUGAAAGGAUCUCUCUCCCUUAACACUCUUAAAACUCUUUUCUCGAUCAUCAAACAAACAGUGAAUGGUAUUCGAUCGAUUCAUAUGGCUGGCUAUUGUCAUUUGGAUAUUAAAGAGGGAAAUAUUAUGCUCAACAGAGACAAAACAGUUAAAUUAAUUGAUUUUGAUUUUUCUACGAAUUGCAAUGCAGUACUAACAGGGAGGAGAGGCACACUACUGUAUUUAUCUCCAGAAAUGGCUAACAUUAAGGAGAGCUCAAAACCUAUCGACAAGUGUGAUGUUUGGAGUUUGGGAGUUGUCAUUUUGAAUAUCAUGAGAAAAGUGCAACAAUUCAAAAAAUAUGAUAUCGUUAAAAUUGCUUCCAAAGACAUGCUUGUUGACGACGAUCAUACAGUGUUCAUUGUUGGAAAUGCUAAGGAACAGAGCUCUGUGGACACUCUUAUUGAAAAAGUAUGUCAUCUUGAUCCAUCAUUUAACAGAGACUCGGAGUUUUCUCGUUACAUGCAUGCAAUUUCGCAGCUACUUUCCAACAUGCUCAAGAUUGACUAUCAUGAGCGAUAUUCUGUGAAUGAACUAUGGAAUUUUAUUGAGAAAAUUUCAAAAGAGCUUGUUGAGUCCGUGUAG